Molecule: messenger RNA, 4599 nt
Organism: Leptinotarsa decemlineata (Colorado potato beetle)
Lineage: Eukaryota; Metazoa; Arthropoda; Insecta; Coleoptera; Chrysomelidae
Source: RefSeq, a predicted model, not a curated record
AAAUGCUACAACUGUUUCACGCAAAUGGAAAUAGAAUGGAAAAAGAACUCAACCGAACCCUCUUCCAAAAUGAGGUCAUGGAAUGCACUUGCCCGGAUGUUAUCUUCGACAGAGUGAACAAAAACAUUCGGUAUAGGCCGUUGCAUGGUCCCAAAAAACAUUCUUUCGGUCUGCUGACUGCCAGAAGAAUAUUUGUAAUAAACGACAAAAUCGAAGUAGUCAAAGGGGAAGACAUUCCCCAGUAUACGUCUAUAGACAAACCGUUUUAUCAAUUCAAGAUCGAAAAGUCUUCGAGAAGAGGUUUUAUUCGACUCAGAUACAUAGAUGCCAGCAAAGUGUCAAAAGUCCCUGAUGAUACGGAUGUUACAUACGAACCGAUCCCUGGAACUUCCAACAGUUCCGAUUCAGACAUGUACGAGUACAGAACAAUCACAGAUCUGAGAACUCCAAAACGUAUACAAAUUGAAAGAUUACCAGAAAGAAGAGAUACUCUACCGAACACCUGUUUUACUACCAGAAAAAUAAGAAAGGCCGACACUGACCUUCUAGAAACUAAUGAAAAUGGGGAAAACAUGGUUCUGAAGGAGGAGGACCUGGUAGAUACUGUGACUUACAUAGAUGCAGAGGGAUUUAUGAAUCACUUCAAGAACGUACUAUUUCCUAAUUCUGUGGGAAGGGCUUUAGGUUUUGAUGCGACGGAAAUAAGUUUGACUGAUUCCAUUCCAGGAAAAGUUUUCUGCAAUUUGAGUGAUGAGGAAGAUAAUCCACUUCCGUGCGAGGUUAUACCAUGUGUAAAGAUACCAUGGCCUGCAGAACAAGCAUUUGAGUUCAAACUCAGAGAAGAUAGGCCAACUAUAACGGACUUGAGAACGGGUAUUCGGUUUAAGUGGCCAACAGAUGAUAUGAUCAAAGAAAUCACUUCAAUGAACUGUGUAGCUGUUCCAAAGGGUUAUUGGAUGAAAAAAGGAGAAAACCCCGAUGCGAGCAUCGAAUGGGAAAUUGCCUUCCCAAAAGCCGAGAGAUUCUUAGAAGCCAGGAUGUCAAGCGAGCAAAUGCGAUGUUUCCUAUUCUUGUUGGUCUUGCAUAAGACCUACAUCGAACCUUACACAAAACAUAACGGUCUUCUAGUGGAACACAUCAGGUGCCACAUGUACUGGGAAUGCGAAGCCAACUACAGAGACUGGCCUCAGCACCGUCUGGGUUUAAGGUUGCUCAAAGUUAUUAGCAAUUUAGCAGAUCGCCUGGCACAAAACGACAUGCCGGAUUUCUUCAUCAGAAAUAAUAAUCUUUUUCGAAAUAUCCCGAACAUGUACUUACAAUUCGCUCAAAAAGUUUUGCAUGAUGUUCUCCAGGCCCCCACUAUGUAUUUUCUCAGGGCAUUGAGAAAUAUCCAAUACGCCAGCGGAGAUUUUUAUACACCUCUGGAUUUCAAAGAUCUCUACAAAACAAUCGAUCCGGUGCCUCAUAUCAACAUUUUCAGACCGAAUCUUGCCAUCUUGAACAUGAGGCAGAAGAAAUAUCAAGAUACCGAAACGCAAUUGAGGCACUUGAGAGAAUUAGAGAAUAGAAGAAAGUGGACAGAGCGCAAAAUGAAUCUCAUAAUGAAAGAAAAUGAAAGAAGAGAAUCAGUUGAUUCAAUCAACCUGGAUUGGGUAUGCGAAAAAGAAUUCGACAUUCACAAGAGGAGGAACAUCUUAACGCAAUUCGUCGAUAUCUUCAUAGAAAUAGCCAAAGACAGUGCGAAAAUCGGAUCUCAAACUCAGACUAGAUUCUUUCUGAAGCAGGCUUAUUACUUGACACGCAUCAUCGAGAAUACUUCAGCAGAAUUCAUCAGCGAUGCGCGAGAUACCUUGGAACUUAUCGCGUCCUUAGAAAAAGAUUGCAACAAAAGAAUAGCGACUGACGACAAUGUACCGCCAAUGACGCCAGCAAGGAAUUCUGUCCAGAUUGAUUCAAGUAUCAGUCAUCAACUUAGAAAUAACACGAUCAAUUUGAAUAAUCUGAAUAUGUCUUAUAACAUGACUGGAACUCCUCUUAAAGAAAGUCAGUCUUUUCAUAUGAAGAAAAAACCUCCGCAUAUAAACAGAGUGAAAUCUGUGGACCCUUCUACAACUAGAAAAAGUGUUUCAUUUGUUUAACCGUGAACAAGUGACAGACUGUGAUAUUCAAUUCAGAGCUGCCAUGACGUACUCUAUUUGGUGCUGAAAAUGUUAGUGCUUAGUAACUUGACAAAACUCUGUACGUUUUAAAAACAGACAUACGAUUGUAUUUCAAAGGUAUGACUUCCAAACGGACUAAAAUGUUUGUAUAUACGGGUUAUACACGGCUAAACGAGUAUACACUCGUCAAGGUGGACUUGGGACAUAUUUUGCGCUUAUAGACAAAUCCAAUUAAUUUUCUGAAAUUUCAAAUGAGUGCGGCCAUUGAAUAUUUACCUUGAUAAUCAGUUCAGUAACCAUUCAAAAGUUGAGUUUUGAGUCGAAAGAGCCAUUGAAUCAAGAAACGCCAGAUUGCUUUUUGCUCCUAUAACUUCUUAUCUAUACAUUUCUAAAUUUAUUCCGAUUUUUUUCAACCCUUAUUUCAUUUGGAAAUGUUAUUUUAUUCAGCUAAAAUUUAUUGAUUGAAUAUUACCACCAAUCAGCAUUACACUGUCUAGAUAAAAAAAAGAAAAUCAUAUACAAAAAUAAAAAGGGAAUACUUAUCAUAAAUAUUAUUCAAGGCCAUAUCUUUCAUUAUAGCGAUAUUUUUAUUUAGUAGGUAGUUUUUUAUGAACCUUUCAGAUUUAUUUUAAAUCAAUCACAUUGUGGAAGGAUCAAUUCAAAUGGAAAAUGAAUCUCUUUCGAAUUGGAUGGAAUUUUGAUAAGUUGUAGUUCAUAACAUUUCGAUCAAAAUACUUCAUUUUCUUAGAUAUCGAAGGUCAAAGGUGCUAUAUCACAGCUGUUUAAAAUGCGAUUGCGACAGUCGCUUCACUUCGCAAAUGAAAAAUAUUCGAUUGGCAUUGGCGUUCUAGUUUAAGGGGGGGUGAAUGGGACCAUUCGUAAAAAACAUUUUUUUGUGAAAUAUUUAAAAAAAUGUGUGAAAAGAAGUUUUUCCAUUUUCUAUGCAAUGAUAUAAAAGUACCUAUAAAGUCGAUUUUUUUAUAACAUUUAGAAUUCUCAUGUUUUAAUAUUAAUGUCACAGUAUGAAAUACUUGUCACAAGACAAAAAUAAUGAAUGAAAAUGAAACUACAUAAAGUUAUUUACCACUAUAUAUGUAGCAAAUUUGUAUUGAAAAGACUAAAUCGUUAUCUUUUUGAUAAGCUAUUUUAUGCAGAGACUAGAGAAUUACUCUCCCUCACACUGUAGGUACCCCUUCAAUUUCUCCAACAGCUCACCGUAGCUGAUAAUAAUCUAUCUCUUCACUAAAUCUAAAAAAAAUAUUCCUAUACACGAUUUUUCGUUGUUGAAAUUGUCAUGGAAAGGGAAAAAAAUUCUAGAAUUUUAUUUAUUUAUACAUACUAGUUUUCACAACUCCACUUGAAUGGGGGUUUAUACCACUUUGACAUUUCUUGAUUUUAUUGUUAUUCAAAGAAUGGGUUUAUUGUAAUUAUAUUUCAAUUCUAUCCUUCGAAAAGACAAAAAGUGUCGAAAGUUUUGCAGAGUAGAAAAGAUUUUUACUUAUAACCGCCCGACUGAAUAAGCACUAUUUCACUGAAAAGAUUCAAUUAUAAUCGAAAAUUCCACUAUACAUAUAAAACCAGUUUCUUUCUUCAAACUCAGUUUAAAAUAAAAUACGAAUAAUAAGCGCAAAAUAUUGUUCUCAUCAAUAGAAGUGGUAGGGUCUGAUUUUAGUUUUCAUUUCUCUCGGAACAAUCGAUAGUUUUCUGUUCCCACUUUUGUUAUUUCGAAAAGGGUGGAAGUAUUGUUUUCUACAUGGGAAUAAAUUGCUGGAUUUCGUUUGUUAGCUAAACAGCCUCUUAAUAAUAUGAAAAUACUACAAACAAAUUUUUUUUCUCUUUCAUAUUUGAUCCAGAAUGAACCAAUUUUCAAUGUGGACCAAUGGACCAAUGAACGAAACAUUUCAUGGAAAAUUGAUUCAUACCAGGUCAUUACAAACAUAAAUAGCACAAAAUGUUAAUUUGCAAAACUUGUUAGUUGGACAAUUAACCGUAAAUUACUUGAUUUAGAAGCAAUUAGAUUGAUUAUAAUUUUCAUUUCAUUGAAUAAUUAAAAGUUGAAUAAUAAUUGAAAAAUAAAAAAAACAUUCUUCUACGUCGAACAUUUUCAAGUCAAUUAGAAGCCCAUCUAUAAAUAUUUCACUUCUUGUAGUUUCCAUUGGCAUAUUUCUAGGUAAGAUAAUUUGUAUUCAUCCUGUUAAAACAUUCAUAUAUCGUUGACUACUUAUUUUGUGUGAGAUUGGUGAAUAGAAGAAAACAUCAUAAGUACUAAAAUGUACAAAUUUUAUUGUAUAAAAAUUUAAAUAUUGAAAUUACAUUCAAGAAUCAUCUAUACAUAUUCACAUUUAUUAUUUAAGGUACUAUUAAUAAGUACGAAUUAUUUAUUGAAACAUCAUUUAUAUGUGUCCAAAUUAAUUCUGUAAAUAUAAAAUAACUACUCGAA